This is a messenger RNA of Adineta ricciae, 564 nucleotides long. The record is from the annotation of a GenBank genome assembly. Lineage: Eukaryota; Metazoa; Rotifera; Eurotatoria; Adinetida; Adinetidae.
AUGACUAGAUCAUGUUGCAAAUUUCUCGACAAUUGGGGCGGUUUCCAUCUAUUUUUUUCAGUAAUUGGUUUGAUAUUUUAUGGCCCAUGGAUUAUUUGGGGUUCGAUUGCAACAGCGAAGUAUGUCAAAGAACGACAAUCACAACAUCUCUAUGAUAAUACAAGUUGUUUACUAUUAAACUAUACGAUUCAUGCACAUACAUGCUUUGAUUGCUCAGGAGAGGGCUGUGAGCAUCUUCCUUGCUAUGAUGAAAAUUUCUGGGUUUCAUAUUUAAUUCAUAAUGGAACACUAGUAAAUAGUCUCAUCUUUACCAAAGAAGAGCCUACAAAACAUAGUCAGACACAGAUAGGUAACCAUUACUUAUGUUUCUAUGAUAGAACACGUGUCACACUAUGUAUAUGGAAAAUUCCAAAUGGUGAAUCGUAUUUGAGACAGUUAUGUGCCGCUUUUGGAGUUCUUGGGAUUUUGCUUCUGGCAACAUUAUUCGUGAUAUGCAUUGUGAAUGUGGACAUUGAUGUUGGGCAAGGUGGAGUGGCGCCGCCGGAUGGCGGAUCUUGUGCCUAG